CACCAGGCCCCCGUCCCUGGGAUUCGCCAGGCAAGAACACUGGAGUGGGGUGCCAUUGCCUUCUCCAAUGAAAAGCUACCCAGAACCAAAUCUGGCUAAGGAAGCCAGGAAACAGCAAAUGAGAGGUAAGAACAGACAAAGUUCCAUUUUAGUCACUGAACAGGAGAAAACCUACAUGGAAAUAAAAUUUCAAAAUGCUUCUCACUAUCCUCAAUGGAAUGACAGGAACUGCCAGUGCAAGUAUCUACCAUCACCUAGAGAGAAGUUUGUUGCUGUGAUCCUGGGAAUCAUCUGUUUUGUCUUGAUGUAUACUGUAGUUAGAAUGAUAACUUCUAUUCCAUCUACUCUAAUAGAGGAACAGAAUAACUCCUCUUGGACAACAAGGCUCCAGAAAGAAUGCCAUUGUGGUCGUUGUCCAAAAGACUGGUUUACAUAUUCCAACAACUGCUAUUAUAUUACUUUUGAAGAAAAAACAUGGAAUGGGAGUUUGACAGCCUGUGCUUCUAGGAACUCUACUCUGCUUUAUUUAGAUAAUGAAGAGGAAAUGAAAUUUCUGAAGUCCCUAUCAGUUAUGUCAUGGAUUCCAGUCUUUCGUGAAGGCCAUGGUCAUCCGUGGAUGUGGCAAAAUGGCUCAACUUGCAAACUACAGAUAUUAGACAUAUCACCUGAGAAAAGAAACUGUGCAGUGCUAUCUUCGGAGAUAAGGUCAGAUGACUGUGAAUCCCCAAAUACGUAUACUUGCAAGCACAAGCUUGAGAAUUAAAAAGUUACAUGUGGAAUCUUAGUUUCCCAACCAAGAAUCCAACCUGCACCCCCCACACUGGGAAGCACAGUCCAAACCAUUGAACUGCCAAGGAAAUCCACUUAUCAUGUUUUACAUUUUUCAAUAUGGACUUUAGAAAGAUGGUAACCAUAACCCU
Odocoileus virginianus texanus is the source of this 920-nucleotide messenger RNA. Lineage: Eukaryota; Metazoa; Chordata; Mammalia; Artiodactyla; Cervidae. The record is from RefSeq and is a predicted model, not a curated record.